AGACCAGUCUAGUACCCGCACUCUUUUACUAUGAAGCCAUGUUGAUGUAAUACGUGGCUUGGCAUUGUCUUGCUGAAAUAAGCAGGGGUGUCCAUGGUAACGUUGCUUUGGAUGGCAACAUAUGUUGCUCCAAAACCUGUAUGUACCUUUCAGCAUUAAUGGCGCCUUCACAGAUGUGUAAGUUACCCAUGUCUUGGGCACUAAUACACCCCCAUACCAUCACAGAUGCUGACUUUUGAACUUUGCGCCAUAACAAUCCGGAUGGUUCUUUUCCUCUUUGGUCCGGAGGACACAAUGUCCACAGUUUCCAAAAACAAUUUGAAAUGUGGAUUCAUCAGACCACGGAACACUUUUCCACUUUGUAUCAGUCCAUCUUAGAUGAGCUCAGGCCCAGCGAAGCCGACAGCGUUUCUGGGUGUUGUUGAUCAACGGUGUUUGCCUUGCAUAGGAGAGUUUUAACUUGCACUUACAGAUGUAGCGACCAACUGUAGUUACUGACAGUGGGUUUCUGAAGUGUUCCUGAGCCCAUGUGGUGAUAUCCUUUACACACUGAUGUCGCUUGUUGAUUCAGUACAGCCUGAGGGAUCGAAGGUCACGGGCUUAUCUGCUUACGUGCAGUGAUUUAUCCAGAUUCUCUGAACCCUUUGAUGAUAUUACGGACCGUAGAUAGUGAAAUCCCUAAAUUCCUUGCAAUAGCUGGUUGAGAAAAGUUUUUCUUAAAUUGUUCAACAAUUUGCUCACGCAUUUGUUGACAAAGUGGUGACACUCGCCCCAUCCUUGUUUGUGAAUGACUGUGCAUUUCAUGGGAUCUACUUUUAUACCCAAUCAUGGCACCCACCUGUUCCCAAUUUGCCUGUUCACCUGUGGGAUGUUCCAAAUAAGUGUUUGAUGAGCAUUCCUCAACUUUAUCAGUAUUUAUUGCCACCUUUCCCAACUUCUUUGUCACGUGUUGCUGGCAUCAAAUUCUAAAGUUAAUGAUUAUUUGCCCAAAAAAAAAAGUUUAUCAGUUUGAACAUCAAAUAUGUUGUCUUUGUAGCAUAUUCAACUGAAUAUGGGUCGAAAAUGAUUUGCAAAUCAUUGUAUUCCGUUUAUAUUUACAUCUAACACAACUUCCCAACUCAUUUGAAAACGGGGUUUCUAUAUGUUAUAGUUAUUUGUAUGACUCUUACCAUAAUAUGUUACGUUAACAUACCAGGCACGUUCUCAGUUGGUUAUUUAUGCAUCAUGUAACGUACACUUAUUCAGCUUGUUGUUCACUAUUCUUUAUUUAUUUUAAAUUGCCUUUCAAAUGUCUAUUCUUGGUAUUGGGUUUUAUCAAAUAAAUUUCCCCCAAAAAUGCGACUUAUACUCCAGUGCAACUUAUAUAUGUUUUUUUCCUUCUUUAUUAUGCAUUUUCGGCCGGUGCGGCUUAUACUCCGGAGCGACUUAUACUCCGAAAAAUGCGGUACGUACUCGCUAAAUAUAAAUAAUUUAAAGAUAGGAGGGCCAAGUAUCUGGAAAAUGACGAUCAUUGUCGUCCUCCCCAGUAUUUAGGGCUCAAAAGGUUUUUAAUAACUCAAUAUUCUAAAUCAAAAUAUAACAUGGACAGUUUUGAUUUUAAUUAGUUUUGAUAUUAUUUAUAAUUAGUCAAUGUUUUCACAAUUACAUAUUAGUCAAUAAAUUAUUUCACUGAAACUCUCCUGUUUGCUUUUGUUAUCUACUCAUAUUUAUUAUUUUAAGUGAAUUAAAAACAUCCAGCAUUAAUUGUGCGCCUCAAAAGUAUUAUUUUAGGUAUUCCCUCCUCCUUCCCCAUACGAUGACAGCUCUGCACUGAGUGUUCUGGAGAAGGGAGGUGUGGAGCUAUGAGUGUACGGGGUGCUAAGGUCAAGCCUGUGGCCUAAAAAGGCAGCAGUGGCAAGCAGCGGCUCUAAGAAUAACUCAGAUGAUGCACGUCACAAACACUGUGAAAAUGGUCGUGGAUUGGGUUGUUUUUUAUCAACCAAACAACAUUCAGUGUCUACAUGAGAGUUUCAAUGACUUUGAUUUAGAAGUGCAGUCAAGCUGCAGUUGUCACCAUGUGACGUUGUCAUAGUAGCUGCUGGGACGAGGCGACGUCUCACUUGCCCCUCCCAAAAUCUAAUUUUGUUGUACUGAGAGGGGGCUGGGUUCAGUCUGAGGCAGCCCCAAAGGGCAAAUACACCCUCAUCCCGGUCUCCGUCUGUGCCACCAGCCCCUGGACCACCUUGCUCCAGCUUGCAACCAUCAGGUUGUGUUGUCUCGCGGGGGAAGGGGUGAAGAAUGCCAAAUUUUGGAGGCAAAGAGUGAAACACACACUUUGGAUUAAACGCUGGGAUUAAAUCUCACACAGGAGGGAACUUUUAAUGACGACUUUUAGCUGAGAGCAAUGACUGAAGCAGAAGCGAGGUCGUCCUCCACAACCACAACCAUGGUUAUUGACGGUAAGAACGGAGACGCCGGAACUCCGUCCGUCCACCUGUCCAAGAAGACAUUCACCGAUGACUUGUACUCAACAUUCAGCUCGCCACUGGCCUGGAUCCUGGUCCUGGCCCUCAUCAUCACGUGGUCGUGUGUCUUUGUCAUCAUGUUUGACCUGACUGACUACAAAACCAUCUCAGGUGGCCUCCGCAGGAUCGGCUCUGACCCCAUAAAGGCCGUCAACGACGUGGUGGAGAAGUCCACCAACUUGGUCAGCGCAGUAUUGAAGUUUGCUGCCAGCCUUGUUGCCCCUGAGGAUGACGAUGGAAAUCUUUACGCCGUGAGGAAAAAAGAGUCAACUUGGUUGGAGGAGGAGGAAGAGCAAGUGGAGAGGAAGCUUAAGAGAAAAAAAGGAGAGUUUCUACCGUCACGAAGUAAAGUUAUUGGCAUGCAAGUGAAGAAGUCGCGGCCAGCGAUUGAGGUGGUCCACGAAGACGAUGAGGGAGAAAAUGAGGAGGCUCCUGGGCAGGAGGAAGAAGAAGAUGCCCAGGAAGAUGAAGAGGACCUUGAGGAGGAUGAGGAGGAGUCGGCAGAGGAACUAGAGGAGGAUGAGGGGUACGAGGUGGAGGAGGAAGACUACGAAGAGUAUGAGGAGGAGGAGGAAGAAGAUGAAGGAGCUGGUGUGGAGGAACAGGAGAAGGUGGAAGCUGCAAAAGAAGAAGAUGUUGACGAUGACGAAGAGGAGGACAGGGGAGGUAAAGAAGAUGACGAGGUUGGUGAGGAAGAAGAGGAGAUGAUGGAGGAUGAGGAGGAGGAAGCUGCAGUAGACGUAAGAGUUGAAGAAGAAGAAAAGGAGGGGCUAGAGGUGGUGGAGGAGGAAGAAGAUGAGGAGGAAGAGGAGGGAGUUGAAGCAGCUGUAGAUGAUAGUAAAGUGGAGGAGGAGGAGUUGGAAGAUGGCAGAGAAAAAGAUGAGGCUCACCAAGAUGAAGAUGCGUCAGCCAAAGACAGUGGUGAUGAGGAGGGAGCAGACACUAUUGAUGAAGAUGACAAAGAAGAAGCAGCUGAGCAGCAUGAAGAAGACUUUCCCUCCUUUGAAGAGGAAGAGUCAGCCGUUCCUCUAGAGGAUGAGGAUGCUGAUGAAGAUGUGUCUGCCAAGGAGGAUGAUGAUGAAGACAAGUCUUCUUUCACUGACAUCUCACAGUCUGUGCUUCUCCCUAGCGACGAAGAGGAUAGCGAUGAAAUCACUGUAGGAGAGGAGCCCUACCUUCAUUCUACUGAUGAUGACAACGAUGGUGAUGAUGAGGAGCUCCUUCACAAAGUUUUGGAAGAUGACAUUAAAGCUGGUGAGGAUGAUGAAGAUGUCCUUUCUGACGCAACUCAUGAAGAGAAAGAGGAAGAUUUUGAUGUGUUGGCCAGUCUUCUUAUUGACGUCAAUGACCUCGACAACAAAAAUGACGAUGAUGAUGAUGAUGAUGAGGAGGAGGAUAAUAGCCUUCCUCCCUUUGAGAGCAGUGACACCUUGGCUGAUGACAAUGACGAUGAUGAGGAAGAGGAGGAAAGUAUUCUUCCUCCCUUUGAGAACAGUGACACCUUGGCUGAUGACGAUGAUGAGGAGGAGAAGGAAAGUGAACUAGAGGUCAUGCCGUCAUUGGACAGUGAUGAAGGUCACCUUGAAGAUGACAUCACACCAGAGUCUCAUCAAGAGGAAGAGGAUGAUGAUGGUGAAGAGGACUUGCUGUCAGUUGGUGUCCAGCAUGUUGCUGUUCAUGUGGAUGAUGACUCCAUAGUGGAGCACCUCCCACUGGAAGAUGAAGAUGAAAAACAAGAGGAAAAAGCCAAGGCAGGCAAAUCAGAGGAUGAAGCACCUGCAGUGUGUCCGUGCAUGAGUGCUACUGCUACAAAGACCAAAAUGUCUGCUGCCAAGACCUCGGAGAAGAAAGAAGUUUCCAGGAGGAUCUCUGCUGUAAAAAGAAAAGACCAUAAAGCAGUGAGGAGCACAGGACGAUCAGAUGACAAACCAAGGAGAACUGCUCUUCCCAGAAUUGCGAGUUUGGAGCCAAAAAUGAGACGGAUCAGGAGAGUUCCGGCUCUUCUUAAAGUCAAAAGAGAAGAAAAGCCCAAGAAGACCAAAGCAGAGCAACCUAAUGAGAAGCAACGUCCAAAACCAGCAGAGGUUCCAGAACCACAACAAGAUGUUGGUCCUUGCAGACUAGCACCAGUCUACUGGCCAUCUCCUCCUGGCUGGUAUGUUCAUCAGAUUGUCACAGACAACCCGUACCCGCCUCCAACUGGAUCAGGGUCUGCUGCGCCGGUUCUAACCGCGAUGCAUCCCGCUGCCCCGCCCAUGCAGCCGCUUUAUCACCACCAACCAAUGAUGGCGCCGUUUUACAACCAGUAUCAGCCCUAUCUUCAGCCUGUACCACCUGCCAUGCAGCAGACACCAGAACCAGUGCAUCCGGUCCAACAAGCUGAGCCAGUACAACAAUUGCAGCCAGUCCAGACAUCAGAACCUGUGCAACAAGCGGAACCAAUGAUGUCAGUCCAACCAUCAGAGCCAGUGCAAUCAGUCCAACAAGUUGAACCAGUAAAGCCAGUCCAACCAUCAGAACCUGUGCAGCCAGUCCAACAAGUUGAACCAGUAAAGCCACUCCAACCAUCAGAACCUGUGCAGCUAGUCCAACAAGUUGAACCAGUAAAGCCAGUCCAACCAUCAGAACCUGUGCAGCCAGUCCAACCCGUUGAACUGGUUCAACCAGUAGCCACAGAACAAGCCCUGCCCACUCAGCCUCACGUUCAGACUCCGACCACUGAAGCUCCGCCUGCUGUGGUGAAAGAACCUGAAACAGAACCAGAAGCAGACAAGGUCCAAGAAGACACGGCAAAGAAAGCUGCUAAGAAGAAGAAGAGGAUAAGGACCACUGAUGCGAUUGAAGAUAGUACUCUUACCAAAGACAAAGCCGCAACUAUAAAGAAAGCUCCAAAGGUGUCAAAUAGAGAAGCGACAAGUACGCGACCCGUGAGAAGCUGUGCCUCCUCAAAACCGGAUGUUGCCAAGAGCAGAGUCAGGUCCUCUACUAGCAAAAAAGCUCCAGAAGCACUACCACGCCUGCAUUCUACCAAACUGAGGACCAGACUGGACCCUGACAGGACUGGCAAUGUGACCAUGCAGGUCAAAAAGGACAAACUUGCCAAAUCUUCAUCGUCAGAACCAGCCAAGACCAGAACAACAUUAUUGGCAGGCAAAAAAAAUAAAGGAGAGAAGCAGCCUCCACAAGCAAAAAAGUCAAAGACAGAAGAUGAACCUACAAAGAAGAAAUCAGGUCAACGAUACUUCCAGUGUAUUUACGUCCCCGGCAAAAACGCACAGUAUCCCCUGCGACCUUUUACUCCGGCCAUGUCCCCCGCUGUCAUCAGGUCCAUGCUGGAGCAGCAGAAAGCCGCCAGGACGUCAGGACAGUAACUUGGACGCCCCUUAAAGAUAAGGUGGGGGAAGUUGGGGUUGUAGAAAGGACUUGUUUACACUCAGACCAACAACAAGUGGACAGAACUGCGAGCCUAUUUAUGUAUUGUUUAAGUAACCAUCAUGGUCGCCAUUGGCAUUAACAGCAUUAACGGCUACACUUCAACAUACCAAAAGAACAUUAAAGGGGCUGUUUGUAACAUUUACACAGAUGCCCUAGAGGGCGCUAACUUUCCAAUGUAUUUUACACAGUGUAUCCCACCCUCUUCCGGCUCCUCGUACGUAAUGACAUAACGUCGUAUGUAUGUAACACAUGUGCGCACAUUAGCAUGAUGUGUUGUUAGCUAAUAAUAGCGAUUGUAUAUUCUAUCAUAAUCAUAAUCAGAAUGAGAAUGAGAAAUUUUAAUAAUCCUAUAGGGGAAAUAAAGAUUUUUCAGCACAAUCCCAUUCAAGAGCAGACAAACAUUACAGGGAGACAGAACAGGAUCGUUGACGCGUCUGCCAACAUCCGGCACCGCUUACAAAAAAGGUGAGAAACAGUUAUACGCUGGGGGAUGGGUGAGAGAAAAAAAUUCAGUCUAAGCCUGGGCCCCUGGACAGGGGGUCCAGACUGAGGCCAAGGAGAAAAAAACUACAAAAAAAACUCAUAGCCAUAGCACACAUAAGCAUGUGUGUAAGACGGAAACAUGUAACUUCAAAGAACACAAAGGACAUUAAAGACAUAAAAAGAGCAGAACUGAUGCAACCAGCCACUUCUACACACAGCCACAAAAGUAAAACAAAAAAAUUAUUAAAAAAAUAACACAUAUAAACUGUGGUGGCCUCUGUGGUGUUCCACGCCAUCGUCUGCUGGGGUGGGGGGAGAAUGGCCAGAGACAGGAGCAGACCCAACAAAGCAACCAAGAGAGCCGACUCCACCCUCAGCCGCCCAUCAACUCUCAGCCAGUGUCCAGUCCGCAUGGACAUAACAUGACUGCAAAUUGUUUGUUGCUUCUCUUGGACUGCUUUUGUAUGUAAGUGUUGAUGAGACAGGGUGAGUGACCGUCGUAAACACCAAUCACUUUAAUCGGGCCGGUAAAAAAUGUUACUACACAAACUUAGUACCGUAUUUUUCGGAGUAUAAGUCGCACCGGCCGAAAAUGCAUAAUAAAGAAGAAAAAAAACAUACAUAACUCUCACUGAGUAUAAGUCGCAUUUUUUGGGGAAAUGUAUUUGAUAAAACCCAACACCAUGAAUAGACAUUUGAAAGGCAAUUUAAAAUAAAUAAAGAAUAGUGAACAACAGGCUGAAUAAGUGUACGUUAUAUGACGCAUAAAUAACCAACUGAGAACGUGCCUGGUUUGUUAACGUAACAUAUUAUGGUAAGAGUCAUUCAAAUAACUAUAACAUAUAGAACAUGCUAUACGUUUACCAAACAAUCUGUCACUCCUAAUCGCUAAAUCCGAUGAAAUCUUAUACGUCUAGUCUCUUACGUGAAUGAGCUAAAUAAUAUUAUUUGAUAUUUUACGGUAAUGUGAUAAUAAUUUCACACAUAAGUCGCUCCUGAGUAUAAGUCGCACCCCCGGCCAAACUAUGAAAAAAACUGCGACUUAUAGUCCGAAAAAUACGGUAAUUGUGAAAAAUAUAUUUCCGUUUGAACACAAUCAUGCACUGUUAAACCACUAAUGGUAACACAAGCUAGCCAAUGGUGUGUCUGUUAUAUGUUUUGCUUUCACAUUUUUUACAGUGAGCAAGUUGCACACAGCCCCUUUAAGUACACUUAAACAUGUUUAGGGCAUAAAUAAUUCUACAAUCAGAUCUAUGAUGCUAGCUUACCAACAUAGUGUCAACAUUUCCCUUUUAAAACAUGUUUUGAUACAAGAAAAAUGGACGCUCUACCCUUUUUACCGCCUGAUGUGCUCCAACACCACGCACGCAGACAACAGACUUGACGAUUCAUCAUAACAACGGAAAUAGCAACAACCAUUUCCUGGUCAUGUGACAUAUUUGCACCACUUGUUGCUAGGCAGGAUUCAUGGGGCACAACUAUCUAAUUCAACAGGCAGAUGCAUGCAGUCACUACGCUGUUUCCUUAGGAACAUGGCGCAGAAUGGCUCUUGUGCACAAUACGGAGCAGAGAAAGGACAAGGAGAGGUGGCAGGAACCUACUCCAAAUCUAACACUAUGAGGACACUCGGCGAUUAAUUGAGGCACGCCCAGCUGCAGUGUUAGCAUAAGCAUUAAUUUUGACCUUAACGAUUAUGUGACCAACUGGUGAGACGACGUGAUGCCUACCCACGUCGUGCUUACUAGCUACGGCAUAAGCACGCCGGUUGAUGAUCACGCUUUACCUCACUUUGGCGUCUACAUGGAGUCAACACAGUGGCCAUGUUGGCGCUACACGGCUAGCGUUCAGUAUCGCAACGCAGUGUUUGCCAUGGAUCCAUGUCUUAUUUGGUGAAAACGUUCAAAGGAAGCAAGACGGUUUAAAUCUUUUGAUGACCUCAGUGUGUUUACUUAGCACUGGUCGCAUCUGUUGCUAUGGUGACAUGAGGUCAUAUAUCAACUUUCCAAGUCUUAAGGUGUGCAUGGACUUGAUGAUGAGGAUGCAGGUUUAACACAGGUGCACGUUCAUAUUUUGACAUAUUUCCUCUUUGACUUGACAGAUUAGCGGUUAGCGUGUAAGCUAACUACCUGACUGUGAUUGACAUCCAAACGCGGGACAGAGAGUCCGCUAAAUGAAAGAAGAACAUUUUUUGUGUUCUAUUUGUCAUAAUUGUAGCAAGGACACUUUUAGAUUUUUAAUUGUGUUCCUGUUCGGAUCUUUAAAUCAUUUUUGGAAUGCUAUUUUAGAUUAGCAUGUUGCUAUCUAGCACAAGUUUAGCAGGGUUUUUACUGUGCUGCUUCAUGUGUUUUGGGGGUCACAAAAAGUUCACUUUUGUGUGAAUUUUAUGAUGAAUUUUACAUGAUUUUUAGUGUGAAUCUUUGGCCUGAGGUCUUGCUUUCCUUUCAUUUGUCCUUCUAAUGAGAAUAAUACUUUAAUAAUAAUAAUGUAAUGAUAAUGAUGG
This is a messenger RNA of Nerophis lumbriciformis (worm pipefish), 8922 nucleotides long. NCBI's taxonomy places the organism in Eukaryota, Metazoa, Chordata, Actinopteri, Syngnathiformes, Syngnathidae. The record is from RefSeq and is a predicted model, not a curated record.